Molecule: messenger RNA, 1038 nt
Organism: Schistosoma curassoni
Lineage: Eukaryota; Metazoa; Platyhelminthes; Trematoda; Strigeidida; Schistosomatidae
Source: the annotation of a GenBank genome assembly
AUGACCGCAAUCAGACACGUGUUACUUUAUUUUUUAUUCUCUGUUCUCUCAUUAGGACUCUCAGGUGACUUAAAAACUGUCGCUCUACAUGAUAUUUUAAACAUUGAUCUUUCCGAAUAUACAGAAGGGUCAAAUGCUGCACUUCUAUUCAUAAUUCCUGAUAACUGUCAUAACUGCCAUAUGCACAAGAAACUCCUUAAUGAAAUUUCAUCCGACGUUCUAUACAGUGAUAUUUUUCAUCUCAAUGAUAUGACUGUUCCUUGGAUUAAUAUGCUUUCUGCCCCAGCUAUACUGUUUUUAAACAAUGAAAGGAAAAUCCCUUAUCUUGGUCCACUCCAUCGCGCUCAUCUUAUUAACGCUAUGCAUCAGUUUACUACAGGUGUGCAGUCAGCUAGAUUAGAUGAUGCUAAUUUUGAACACGAUACUCAGGCCUCUACUGGCUCGACAACGGGCAACUGGCUUGUUAUUUUUGAUGAGAUCACACCAGACACCUUACAGAUCUACGAUGGAUUGUCGUUAACUUUACGCGCAAAACAUGUAAAUAUAGGCAUUCUUGAUCCGAAACAGUCGACGCGUACAGCUAAACGUUUCAAUAUCAGCGUACCAUCGGAUUCUGCUCAGAAUAAUCCUCUAAUUUCAGCAAUCUUAUUAAAACAAUCCACCAUGUAUCAAUAUUCAAAAAAUCUACAUCGAAUGGAUUAUGAGCAAGUUACCCAAUUUGCGCUUACUGGCUAUCCAAAUUAUAUUAAAGGUUCAAUUCCACGCCCACGUAUGAUGUUUGAUGAAAUGGUCGAUGCUCUUGUUGGAUUUACUGUGGACCUACAAAACGAAUUCGGGAAACCCCUCGUAAUAUUGCUUGGAGUUAUUGCGUUGUUCAGUGUUAUGAUUUUUGUUGGUUUAAUACUAGUAGUAGGAUUUUGGUUCGCAGGAUCUUUUGAAAAUGAUGAUGCAAAAGAACAUGUCUCAUCGAUAAAAUCGCCUCAUCAAACUGGUGAUGAUAAAAGAUCAGAAUCAAUUAAGAAAACGAAAAACGAAUGA